Molecule: messenger RNA, 427 nt
Organism: Pneumocystis carinii B80
Lineage: Eukaryota; Fungi; Ascomycota; Pneumocystomycetes; Pneumocystales; Pneumocystaceae
Exons: 3
Coding region: 27-356 (109 amino acids)
Biological process (GO): autophagosome assembly; protein folding in endoplasmic reticulum
Cellular component (GO): EMC complex; endoplasmic reticulum; membrane
Source: RefSeq, a predicted model, not a curated record
AAAAAAAAGAGUAAUCAAAGUUAAAAAUGGAAGAAAAAUAUUAUGAAAUCCAUCCAUUAGUUCCAGAAGCUAUUACCCAUAAUUUUAAAAUUAUUUCACAUAUUCGAAGUGUAACAUCAAUUUUUUUUGGUCUUGUAGCAGGUAUUUUAAAUUUGACAUCAUAUUAUGGACUUUUGUUUUAUAUUCUUGGAAUAUCCUUUGUGAGUCUUUUUAUUUUUUUUAUAUUGACAAAACGUCAUCCAUCACAUUAUUUUCUUUAUCAUAGAGAAAUAUGGACAAAAGAUAUUUUUUCCGGAUUGCUAAGUUUUAUGUUGAGUUGUACUCUAUCAUAUAGUCUAGUAUAUGUUUAUAUUUGAUGUUUUAUGAUUACAAAUUAGUUUGUAAAAUUAUUAUAGUUCCAAUGAUGAAAAUACUCUCUUUUUACCGC